Molecule: messenger RNA, 828 nt
Organism: Candidula unifasciata
Lineage: Eukaryota; Metazoa; Mollusca; Gastropoda; Stylommatophora; Geomitridae
Source: the annotation of a GenBank genome assembly
AUGGCGAGGAGAGUCGGUGUUGUAGGCUAUGGCCAUUUAGGCCAGUAUCUUGUAUCGGAAAUUGAAAAAAGAGAUGAUAUCCAACUUGCAUUUGUGUGGAACCGUACAUUAGACAGCCUCAAAGGAAAAGUUCCUGAAGAAAAAAUUCUGAAAGACCUUAAUGAUUUCAAAGAUUGUCAUGCUGAUCUGAUUGUUGAAGUAGCCCAUCCAGACAUAUCCAUACAGUAUGGAUCUUUGUUCCUGUCACAUGCUGAUUAUAUGAUAGGUUCUCCGACAGCUUUAGCCGACAUCAGUUUGGAGUCAGCUCUCCGUGGGGCAGCUAGCGGCCAUGGUCUUUAUGUUCCCUCUGGGGCAUUCUGGGGUGGAGAGGAUAUCAAGAAGAUGGCAGACAGAGGGACUUUACAGGCCUUGAAAGUGACAAUGACGAAACAUCCAGCAGCUUUCAAGUUGAGUGGCAAGCUGAAAGACAUUAAUGACACGGUCACUGAUACUCCUGUUACGUUGUAUGAAGGCAGCGUGAGAGAUUUGUGUCCCCUGGCGCCAAACAAUGUCAACACAAUGGCUGCUGCUGCGCUUGCGGCCCAUAAUCUUGGCUUUGAUAAAGUUCAAGGUUUGCUAGUUUCUGAUCCUAGUUUGAGAGACUGGCAUGUUGUAGAGGUGGAACUCUGGGGUCCUGGAGAUAUUGCAGCAGACAGGGCAUUUCACUGUAGAACUGUAAAACGUAACCCUGCCACAUUUGGCGCCGUCUCAGGGACUGCAACAUAUGCCUCUUUUCUCAGUAGUUUGCUCGCUGCACAUGGCAAGGGACCAGGAGUUCAUCUAUGUUAA